AUGUCGUUGCAUAAAUCGGACUCGAACCAGUUGCUGGUCAGUCUGGUAGUGGAGCACGCGAAACGGGCGACACCACCUCCCGAGGAGAGUGGAAUUCUCUUCGACGAGAAGGGUUCGCAAAUAAGCGAGCACCAUGCUGCACCCGCAUUGGAAGGAAGCUCUGCAACGUGGCCUUUUGUGCCCGCAAGGCCUAGAGAAGUUUCGUCGGGAAGCGAUAAUGCUUGUGAAAACGGCCGCGCUCUCAGAAGAUUGCACCGGACGCCUUCACCGGAAGUAACUGGCUCUGGUUCACCGACUAGUCACGCCAACGUAGUCGGAACCUGUUUCGUCACCGGGUUUGUGGUGGAAAAAGACGACUCUGGAACGGACGUAACCGGAUGCGGAGAGUCACGUGCGUCCGAGAAAACAUCAGGUCGUCCUUUUCGUCGUGAGGUUACAGCUGCAGACUCCAGGCUGAACCUGAGCGGGGAGCACUUGGCCUGUGUGUCGCUUGAGCAGCUUCGCUCUCUACCUUCGCUAGCCGCGCUGAAUGAAAUAUCUCUUGCAUCGAAUAGUUUACGAAGUGUCGACUUGCGUCCACUUGCUUCCUGCCGCUCGCUGCAGGUCCUGUUACUGAACGAUAACUUACUGGAACGCAUUGACUUGACGCCAUUGGCAAGUUGCUCGCAGCUUGAACGACUCUGGCUGCAUAGGAACAAGCUGAAACAUAUCGAUCUGAGUCCGCUGGCCAUAAGCGGAAGUGCGUUGAGGUCGCUGUACCUCAGCCGCAACGAACUGCAGGAGAUCAGUCUUGCUCCUCUUGAAAAGUGCUCGAAGCUUCGCGCUUUGCAGUUAGAGGGCAACCCAAACCUCAAAGAAAUAGACGUCACCCCACUGUUUGCGUGUAGAGAGUUGAGCAGUUUCGAAGCCCCCCCUCAGGCUCGGCUUAUAGUUCGUGAACUGGCCGCACUGGAAGUGCAGCGCCGCAGUUAUCAACAAGAUUGCAACUCACUGGCCAAUGUAGAGUCCAGUGAGAGCGCUCGCACCGCUGCGAUCAUGCCGAGCAAACUUGUGUUACCAAAGGUAUUCCGCCGCAGAGGUAUUGUCUUACACUGGAUCAGAGAGGCAUUGCCUGACGCGAACUUGAGGGAUUUAACUGGGCAACGAUCUUUGAAAGAGAACAGUGUGAAUGCGGAGCUGCAGGAUGCCGAACGCGGCGAGGGAAUUCAGACGAACGCUUCUAUGAAUAUAAUUGCACCUGCAUCCGAGGAAGCACUCUCGUCCGUGGCCGAGUUGCAAACGGGCCCCACGGCAUCGAGGAACUUGGAGUCAGUGCAAGAGGACAAAACGCCUCUUUGCGCUCUGAUUGUCGGGAUGACCACGCAUCGCCGAAUAUCAACUUGUCGGUUACUUGAGCAGUCGGGGACGUUGAGGGUCCUCCAAUCUCCUUCAGCCGCAGCUGCACUGGAUGCUUACAUCAGCGCACCAGACGGGAUUGACUUGAUUCUGAUGGAACCUGCUGAAUAUGAGGUCUUUUCCGAACAAGCGCAGGCAGCCUCCAUUGAGAUCAGCGUGCCGGUGGUGGCGGUUGGUCCUCCGGAGUUUGAACGCUCUGGCGUUUUUCGGCGGUGUAUUGCCAUAGGUGCAAGGGGUUUCAUAUCUUUUCCGUUGGAUAAUCGUGAUGCACAGGCCUUGACGGAGGUUGCCCGCAGCUUUCGCGCAUCUCGCCAAACUUCUGCUUCGCAGGUUUUGAAGGAAUCCAGUGUAUCCGAGUUGCUUUUGCCUACACAAGAGGUUCGAGCGGAUUCGACAAGUGUUAGCCGCGAUCUCUCGCCGAUGAGCAUGACGAACGGAAGCGAUGCAUCCAAGUAUGGGGCAGGUAUAGAGCCUGACUCCAAAUGGGUCCCGUCCUGGUGGCAAAACUCCGAUUCCAUUCGCAAGGAAGGAAACUCCAGUCCGGCAGCCGUUUCCGACCGGAUGGACACGUUUCUUUCGAAAUCGGAAGGUGUCGAGGAUAUAGCAGAGGAGUCUUCUACGUACCGUUUUAUCCAGCGCGCUGGAAUUGGACACCUCCGCUCGGGGAGUCCUAUAUGCCGCAGUGGUUCCGAGAGCUCGCAAUUUGCUUGUGAAAGAGCUGAAUGGGCCAGAGUUGAGGCUAUUUUCGCGCAUCGAGAUAAGCGACCGAGUCGAGAGCCUUGCUUCCAACUGCAGUUCAUGCAACAUUGCUCGAAUCCUGCCACGCUUUUGAUACCGACCGAUGGUUACCAUUCUGCUGGCCUGGAGAGAUUUGCUGAUAUCGCAGCAGUCUGUCGACUACCAAAAACCAGUGCUACUGUGCUGUUUCUACGUGUGCUUUCCCACCAGGAUAAGCUCGCUAACAGCGGUACAAGCUCGAUAUCCAAUGCUUUAACGCGAUCAGCGAGCGAGUCGGUGUCUUCGAAUUGCUGGUUGCGAAACAUCCAUGUAGAUGCCUUUUAUCACUUUUACCGUUGCAAGCUCGCACCGAUCCGAUCACCGCUUGAGCGCUUCUAUAAUGUAAUUGCAUCUUCAUGGCCUGGAAGUGACAUACACGAUUCAUCUUCGUCCCUGUAUGCGGAAGGAAAAAUACGCAGACUGAAAGAAUCCAGGGCAAGGUACGUUUCGAGAUACACAAUAACCCUUUUGAUUCAGGAGCUGGUUUAUCGGAAGCUUUGUGUCGGGAGAAACGCUUCUGGCGUUGCAGUCCCGUAUCAUGCAGCGAAAGCAAAUCAGGGACAGAUGAGAUCUGCCCGGUAUUCGUAUCAGGGGAAGAGCUUUCUGUCUUCGUCAAUCAAUCAGAGCGGAAGCGCAUCAGCGAUGGAGUCCGCACACUUCUCCAGCAAGAACGGAGAAGCUGCGAGGAAUGCUUUCCUUGCCUUUCGGGAUGAGGUUUGUGAGGUUCUCCUUACCGCCUCCGUCGCAAGUGCAUGUGUCUGGUUUCAUCUAGGUGGCGGAAAUCGAAACUAUGUUCCGCUAUCGAUUCUGCGAAAGGUGCGCUUUGCUGAGGCAAUCUUCGCGGCUGAACGCGGCAUCAUUGUGGAUAGUUUGAUGGAAAUGCUUACCGGGAAUGGCAUCGCGCUGGUUGCCCAGAAGGAGCUCGAGACCGUCUGGAACUAUAACGCACGCACUGGGACUGCAACAUCGGAGCAACUAGCGUCGCGAGAUGCUCCGAGCUUUGAAUGCUCGAUUCCUUCUGUCUCUGGAUUGUCUUCCUCGUUCCCAGAACAGCAAAGCGACGGCGCUGUCACGCAGGCGCCUUCAGGGGCUACCGAGUCCAGGGAGCAGAUAGCGGGUGCAAUACGUUCUUCAUUUCUUCCGGACACAUUUGAGUUUUCGAAAUGGUGCAGAAAAUUCUGUAUUUCGCGAGAGGCUGCCGUAUCCUACUUCCUGGAUCGGGGUUCGCUCGUUCCCAAGGCAGUAGAGCAAGUGUUGAAUCGUUUCCGUGGAUUAUCGCUCGUACAGAAACCCGCGUCCAGUGAGCACAGCGCUGCAACGCCUCAGCUCCAGGACGAGAAGACGGUUCCCGAGGAUCAGAAUCUGGCACCGUUCAGCAAGUUAGGAAACGCUUCCGUAGGUGACUCUCUCAGUCCGUCGGCUUUCGUGCACCUCUUCCUGGCGUUGUGUGAUCCUGGCAACGAGAAAGCACUGCACAUCUUUUUUGAUAUUAUGGAUCUCGACAUGGAUGGGUUUAUCUCAGCGGCAGAUGUUGCGUACUUUUAUCGAGAAAAAUGCGAGAUCGCGUUUCGAGAGGGCCUAGUGCUCGCGUCUGCAAAUAAUCUAUGGGCGCAGUUGGUAGAUAUGUGCAGAACGUCGGCAAAUGAUCCCAAACUUGAAUCCAAGGGCAUUACACUGAAAAUGCUUCGGGAUAUCGGAGAGAGGCGUCGCUCCAGUUUCAUUCGCAAUGUGCUUUUCAAGGACGAUGGCAUGGCACUGGUAGAUAUUCAACAGACUUUGCGGUUGGAAAACAGUCUCGCGCUCCUGAGCCAACCGUAG
Cyanidioschyzon merolae strain 10D is the source of this 3990-nucleotide messenger RNA. RefSeq lists its product as hypothetical. NCBI's taxonomy places the organism in Eukaryota, Rhodophyta, Bangiophyceae, Cyanidiales, Cyanidiaceae. The record is from RefSeq and is a predicted model, not a curated record. Bases 1 to 3990 code for a protein of 1329 amino acids. Gene Ontology annotation, molecular function: protein binding; calcium ion binding. The transcript has a single exon.